This is a messenger RNA of Dioscorea cayenensis subsp. rotundata (Guinea yam), 780 nucleotides long. Its product is annotated as E3 ubiquitin-protein ligase RHA1B-like. Gene Ontology annotation, molecular function: ubiquitin protein ligase activity. The transcript has a single exon. The coding region runs from base 220 to 651 and encodes 143 amino acids. NCBI's taxonomy places the organism in Eukaryota, Viridiplantae, Streptophyta, Magnoliopsida, Dioscoreales, Dioscoreaceae. Gene Ontology annotation, biological process: protein ubiquitination. The record is from RefSeq and is a predicted model, not a curated record.
CCCACCAUACAAUCAAAUAACCAUAAAACCCACAAAAUAAAUAAAAUUCUUAUAAGGGUAUAUUAACAAUUACCCACUUUCUAGGGGUAUCCAAGCAAAAAAGCCCCCAUAUAUAUAUCCAUCUUUCUCGGCUCGGCAUUCCAUCAAACACCGCGUAGCCAUUCCUCAUUCUCUUUGCGGCAAUCCAUCGAGCACUUGAUCGGCAUCCAAUAUCCAUCCAUGGGAUUCCCUUCGGCCUGCUACUGCGUCGUCCUCCCCAAACCUCUCGUGCUCCUAGUCCAGCUCCUCGAUCACAUGGAGCUCACCGUCUCCGCCGCCCUCGAAUACCUCCGCUUACGCUCGCCCACACCCGAUGACGCCGCGCAUCAGACCUUUCUCUCGGAUCUCCCUGGCAGCGGUAUCCCAUCGGUGGAGAGCUCGGCGAUCAAGCAGCUGCUUCCGGUGGUGAGCUUCGGGAGUUUGAGGACGAUGUGGGAAGGGGCGAGCAGCUGCGCUGUUUGCUUAGGUUCCUUGAAGGCCAAGGAUGAGGUCCGGCAGCUAGGUAACUGCCGCCAUGCCUUUCACCGUGCUUGCAUCGAUCGGUGGGUGGAUUUAGGCCGUGUUACUUGCCCUUUGUGCCGUUCCCAUCUGGUGAGCCUUCGCCAUUGUUGAUCCCUUCGCAUCAUCCUCAUCCUCAUCUCUCUCUCUCUCGCUAUGUAUAUAUAUAUAUAUAUAUAUGAUCUUCUUCUAAUUAAACCUUUAUCUCUCUUCAUUAGUGCUAAUUAAUCUUCUUUUUUUCUA